This is a messenger RNA of Leptonychotes weddellii (Weddell seal), 5160 nucleotides long. The record is from RefSeq and is a predicted model, not a curated record. Lineage: Eukaryota; Metazoa; Chordata; Mammalia; Carnivora; Phocidae.
CUGGCUGCGGCGGCUCCGCUAGUCAGAAGCCCGGGUUCAGACCCUCCGCCCAGCUUCCUCUCGGGCUCCAGGUCUGUCAUUUUCAUUAAUAAUUGCUGCUUAGAGGUACCAAAGUAAAGGAUAUUUGCUAUAUUUAAUAUUUUCCAGUUCAGGUUCGAGGCCCAGGUUGAGCAGCAAGAAUGGAUUUAGAAGAACACGUGAUGGUUUUAGAGAGAAUGUCACAGCUGAUUUUGAGUGCAGUGCCAAAAGCUGAAUAUUCCAGUUUAUUCAAUGAUUUUGUUGAAUCUGAAUUUUUUCUGAUUGAUGGAGAUUCAUUACUUGCUACAUGCAUAUGUGAGAAAUCAUUAAAGCCAGGGCAGCAGCUCCACUUCUUCUAUCUGGUUGAAUGCUAUCUUAUGGAUCUUAUCAGUAAAGGAGGACAAUUUGCCAUAGUUUUCUUCAAGGAUGCUGAGUAUGCAUAUUUCAACUUCCCUGAACUUCUUCCUUUGAGAACUGCUUUAAUUCUUCAUCUUCAGCAUAAUACCAGCAUUGAUGUUCGAACAAAAUUUUCUGGAUGCCUAUCACAGGAGUGGGGGAUUUUCUUGGAAGACAGUUACCCAUAUUACCUGAUAGUUGCCGAUGAAGGCCUGAACCAUCUACAAACAUACCUUUUCAACUUUUUAAUUACUCAGUCUUGGGCAAUGAAGGUCAACAUUGUGCUUUCCUCAGGGCAAACAUCUGAUAUUCUUCGACUUUAUGCAUACCUUAUGCCAAGCAUGUAUAAAAACCAACAAUUUUUCAAAGAGAAUAAAAAGAAGAUUGAGAGUGCUUAUAAAACCCUGAUUAAACAAUUGGAAGAAUGUAGAAUUUCAGCACUAGAAUCUCUUUUUGGAAAUAUAAAAUGGAAGAAUAUGAUGGAAGAGGCAUGUGAAACUAUUUCUCAGCUUAAGCAACUCUGGCCAGAAGGAUCUGACAUUCGGCGUGUUCUUUGUGUUACUUCAUGCUCAUUGUCUUUGAGAAUGUACCAUCACUUUUUAGAAAAUAGAAAGAAGACUACCUCUAUUGAGAAAACUAACAUCCAAGAGGGGGAAAGUAAUUGCUUAGCCCUGCAAGAGAUGGAAGAUUUGUGUAAACUGCAUUGUCUCAGUGUGGUUUUCCUACUCCACUUACCUCUUUCUCAAAGAGCCUGCACUAGAUUCAUCACUUCCCACUGGACUAAGAACAUUCACACUUUCUUAGAAAUGAAAAAGUGGUGUGAAUAUUUCAUCCUAAGUAAUAUAAACAUUUGUGAGUUUUGGAAUCUGAAUUUAAUUCACCUUUCGGACUUAAGUGAUGAACUUUUGUUGAAGAAUAUUGCUUUUUACUAUGAAAAUGAAAAUGUUGAAGGCCUACAUUUGAAUUUGGGAGAUGUCAUUAUGAAAGAUUAUGAACAUCUCUGGAAUACUGUGUCAAAGUUGGUCAGAAAGUUUGCUGUUGGAAAGCCAUUUCCUCUGAGAACAACAAAACUUUCUUUUCUUGAAAAGAAUCCAUCACCAAUCAAAGAUACUGCCAAGGAAAACAUUCCUAAUUUGGGAUUUAUUUCAAUGUCAUGUGAAGUGGUUGAUAAGUUUGUUGGUGACCUUUUGACAGAUUUGCCUUUCUUAAAGAGUGAUGAUCCUAUUGUAACUUCACUAGUUAAACAAAAGGAAUUUGAUGAACUUGUGCAUUGGCAUUCUCACAGACCCCUUAGUGAUGAUUAUGACAGGACGAAGUGUCAAUUUGAUGAAAAAUCUAGAGAUCCUCGUUGUCUCAGGUCUGUGCAGAAGUAUCAUGUUUUUCAACGAUUUUAUGGGAAAUCAUUAGAAUCAGUCUCUCCAAAAGUUGUUGUAACUCAAGCUGUCAAGCCAAAGGAUAAGUUCAUUGCACCCAAGAACAAAAAGGCACAUGAGACCAAGGCUGAAGUAAUUACUAGAGAGAAUAAAAAGAGGUUAUUUGCUAAGGAAGAAGAGAAAGAGGAGAAAAAAUGGAGUGUUCUGUCAUUUUCUAUUGAGGAGGAAAUGAAAGAAAACUUAAACUCUGGAAUAAAGAACCUGGAAGAGUUUUUGAAAUCAUGUAAAAGUAACUCAGUGAAAUUUCGAGUUGAAAUGGUAGCCUUAACUGCCUGCUUGAAAGCAUGGAAAGAACAUUGCAGAGGUAAAGGUGAAACCACAAAAGAUUUAAAUAUAGCUGUUCAAAUGAUGAAAAGGAUCCACUCCUUGAUGGAAAAAUACCCAGAACUUUUGCAGGAGGCAGAUCAGCAACUCAUAGCCAGAUGCCUGAAGUAUUUAGGAUUUGAUGAAUUGGCAAGUUCUUUAUAUCCAACCCAGGUUGCAAGAGAUGACAUGAAGAAAACAGAUAAAUACUCAAUUGGCAUUGGGCCAGUUCGGUUUCAACUACAAUACAUGGGCCAUUAUUUGAUACGAGAUGAGAGAAAAGAUCCAGAUCCCAGGGUUCAGGAUUUUAUUCCUGACACAUGGCAGAUUGAAAAGUAUGGAUUUCCUUCUGAUCUUACCCUUUCCCCUCGAGAAACCAUCCAGCUUUAUGAUACCAUGUUUCAGUUCUGGGAAAGCUGGCCCAGGGCCCAGGAGUUCGAUCCAGAGAAAUUCAUUCAUUUUAAGAAUAAAAUAGUCAUUAAAAAGUUGGAUGCUAGAAAAUAUGAAGAGAGCUUAAAGGCAGAACUAACAAGUUGGAUCAAAAAUGGCCAUGCCGAGGAGUUUGUAGGAACUAUUUGUAUAUUAAAACCUUCACCUGGGGUCAUAUUCAACUUAAGAGAUGUAGAACAAACAGCUAUAUGUGUGAGAAGUUUCCUGGAGCAAAAGCAAAAGAGACAAAGACCUCCUAAAGCUGAUAAAGAAGCCUAUGACAUGACUAACAAACUUCGAAAAGUUAAAAAAUCCAUUGAGAAACAAAAGACAAUAGAUGAAAAAAGCCAGAAAAAUCCCAGAAAAAUGGACCAAAUCCUAAUACAUGAAGCUGAACAUAAUAAUCUACUCAAGACUUUAGAGAAGAACCUGGAAAUCCCUCAGGAGUGCACAUAUGCUAAUCAAAAAGCUAUAGACACUGAGACUUUGCAGAUGGUGUUUGAUCGAGUAAAAUUCACAAGAAAGGGUGCAGAGCUGAAGGCUUUGGCAAGAAGGGGUAUUGGAUAUCAUCAUAGCUCUUUAAACUUCAAAGAAAAGCAGUUAGUUGAGAUUCUUUUUAGGAAAGGUUUUAUUAGGGUGGUGACAGCUACUGGGACACUUGCUUUAGGAAUCAACAUGCCUUGUAAAUCUGUGGUUUUUGCUCAAAACUCAAUCUAUCUGGAUGCUUUAAAUUACAGACAGAUGUCUGGACGUGCUGGAAGACGAGGUCAAGACCUGCUGGGAGAUGUAUAUUUCUUUGAUAUUCCAUUGCCCAAAAUAGAAAAACUCAUUAAAUCCAAUGUUCCUGAACUGAGAGGACAAUUCCCUCUCGGCAUUACCCUGGUCCUGCGACUCAUGCUGCUGGCUUCCAAAGGAGAUGACCCAGAGGAUGCUAAAGCAAAGGUGCUGUCAGUGCUAAAGCAUUCAUUGCUGUCCUUCAAAAAACCCAGAGUCAUGAAGAUGUUAAAACUUUAUUUCUUGUUUUCUUUGCAAUUCCUUGUGAAACAGGGCUAUUUAGAUCAAGAAGGUAAACCAAUGGGGUUUGCUGGACUUGUAUCACAUUUGCAUUAUCAUGAGCCUUCUAAUCUUGUUUUUGUCAGUUUUCUUGUAAAAGGCCUUUUCCAUAAUCUCUGUCAGCCAACUAGGGAAGGCUCAAAACAUUUUUCUCAAGAUGUUAUGGAAAAGCUAUUGUUAGUCUUGGCAAAUCUGUUUGGAAGAAGACCUCUUCCAGCAAAGUUCCAGGAGACUACUGUCAAGUUUUAUCAAUCAAAGGUGUUCCUUGACGAUCUCCCUAAGGAUUUUAAUGAUGCUUUACGUGAGUAUAACAUGGACGUUACAAAGGACUUUGCCUCCUUCCUACUAAAUGUUGCCAAAUUGGCUGAUAUGAAACAGGAAUAUCAACUCCCAUUGUCAAAAAUAAAUUUCACAGGAAAAGAAUGUGAGGGCUCUGAACUGGUUUCUCAUUUGAUGAACUGCAAAGAAGGAAGAGCAGCUAUUUCUCCAUUUGUUUGUCUCUCCGGAAACUCUGAUGGUGAUUUGCUUCUACCAAAUACUCCGAACCAUGUCGUUCUACGCACAAUUGGUAUCAAUCACACUCAGGCUCCUGUGCUGUGGUCAGAGAUAUUGGAUGACCAAGGAAGAAGAAUGCCACUUAAUGCUUAUGCACUUGAUUUCUAUAAACAUGGUUCCUUGACAGGACUAGUCCAGGACAACGGGAUAAAUGAAGGAGCUGCUUAUUACUUGUUGAAAGAUUUUGCACUCACCAUUAGAUCUAUCAGUGUUUCCUUGCGUGAACUAUGUGAAAAUGAAGACGACAACGUGGUCUUAGCAUUUGAACAAUUGAGUAACACCUUUUUUGAAAAACUUGAUGGAGUUUAAAAAUAAAGAUUAUCCAGACCACUUAAAAUGUUGCCAUGGGCAUUUUUAAAGUCAUAUUUUAUGAUCCUCAUACUUUUUGUCAGAAAUACAUAUAUGAUGAAGUGGAAAGAGCAAACACUUUGGAGUCAGAAUUGUGAUCAAUUGUGAUUCAUGUAACUUCCAUGUUCUCUCAUGAGUACUCUUGGACAAGUUAUUUAAUAUCUUUGGAAUCUUAGCUUCUGUAUAUAGUUGAAUCAUAAUGCCUAUGUUUCAGUUAGUUUGUGGACUGAUUGAGAAAAUGCAAAGAUUUUGUAUGUGACUGAAGAACAAUUUUUACUCUGUGAAGCCUAAACAAAUAUUACAUUCUCAGCAUUUUUCUUCUGGAUGUUAUAAUUUAUAAAGGUCUAUCAAGGCUAUAAUAAACUAUUACAGUACCCUGAAGUUUAGAGAAAUAUUUUCUCUAAUUAACUUAAAUGUGAUUAUAUGACUUAGAUAUAUGGUUUUUUAAAAUGACAACUUCUAGUAAACUUGAAUUAUUUUUAAAAAAAUAUAAAUGAGAGUUUUGGCAUAAAUCCUGUGAUGCUUUAAGAUAAAAUAUAGCUGGUGAUUUGACUUGAUUUUAAUUGUAUAUAAAUGAUUGAAAAAACGCAAAGAAAUAAAAUGGGUUUAAUCAAUUUUCCAUUGA